Molecule: messenger RNA, 3956 nt
Organism: Armigeres subalbatus
Lineage: Eukaryota; Metazoa; Arthropoda; Insecta; Diptera; Culicidae
Gene: Dgk
Product: diacylglycerol kinase 1
Exons: 14
Coding region: 210-3029 (939 amino acids)
Biological process (GO): intracellular signal transduction; diacylglycerol metabolic process; lipid phosphorylation
Cellular component (GO): plasma membrane
Molecular function (GO): ATP-dependent diacylglycerol kinase activity; calcium ion binding
Source: RefSeq, a predicted model, not a curated record
UUCCUUUUUCCAACAUCACAGGCUCUAUACCCAACCUGAACAACAUAAUUGACCUGCCGACACCGCAGCCUUCGCAGGAAUCCCAGCGCAACAGUUUCGUCGAUCGGAUACAGCACGGCAUCGCGGACAAACUUCAAUCGCUGGGUCACUUGGGACAUGGCGAUACCAGCGACGGCAGCAGGCAGGGCAAAAGCGGAACAGUGCACCCGAUGUUGACGGUGACGCCGAGUCCGAUGGGAGGCAGCACCUCGAUACUGCCGGCCCCGUUCCGGCGGUCGGCAGAUUCGAGCCCAUCUCACAGCCACAGUCACAGUCACUCGCAGAUGUCACGGAACUCGUCCCGCAAGAGCAACAAUUCGGUAAACUGUCGGAUAGAAGACAUUCGGUUACCUCCCCGAAAGCAAUCCUAUUUGGAUCCGCUGCUCUUCAAGGUGCCUCUGAAAGACGUCGUGUGCUAUCUAUCCCUGCUGGAGGCUGGCCGACCGGAAGACAAGCUGGAGUUCAUGUUCCGGCUGUACGAUACCGACAGCAACGGGGUCCUGGACACGACCGAAACGGACGCCAUCGUAAAUCAAAUGAUGUCAGUGGCAGAAUACCUCGGCUGGGACGUGUCCGAACUGAGGCCGAUCCUGCAAGACAUGAUGACCGAAAUCGACUAUGAUGGCGAUGGAUGCGUUUCAUUGGAAGAAUGGCAACGGGGAGGGUUAACCACUAUUCCAUUGCUAGUGCUGCUGGGUGUCGACAACACCCUCAAAGAGGACGGCUACCACGUGUGGCGACUGAAACACUUCAGCAAGCCGGCUUACUGCAAUAUGUGCCUCAACAUGCUGGUCGGGCUCGGCAAGAAAGGACUCUGCUGCGUCUUGUGCAAAUACACGGUCCACGAGCGGUGCGUCCAGCGGGCCCCGGCCUCCUGCAUCGCCACCUACGUCAAGUCGAAAAAGUCCAAAACCACUUCAACCUUCCAGCACCACUGGGUCGAGGGCAACUGCUACGGACGGUGCUCCAAGUGCCGAAAGCGGAUCAAAGCGUACAACGGCAUCACCGGACUGACCUGCCGCUGGUGCAGGAUGAUGCUUCACAACAAAUGUGCCUCUCUAGUGAAAGCGGAAUGCUCGUUGGGUGAAUUCGCCAACAUGGUGCUACCUCCUACAGUCAUCUGUCCUGCGGUGCUCGACCGACAAAAGUCCAUCAAUUAUGCGACUAGUCGGGGCAAGAAUGUCCCUUCAACGAUCCACUUUCAAAUAACCGCCACCGAAAAAAUCUGCCCUCUGUUGGUGUUCAUCAAUCCGAAAAGUGGAGGACGUCAAGGGGAUCGAAUCCUUCGGAAGUUUCAGUACCUGUUGAACCCGCGGCAAGUGUACGACCUGUCCAAAGGUGGACCGCUGGAAGGACUGACGAUGUUCAAGGACGUUCCCAACUUUAUGGUGAUAUGCUGCGGAGGCGAUGGCACCGUCGGGUGGGUUUUGGAGGCGAUGGAUUCAAUCGAGCUGCAGUGCCAGCCAUCGAUAGGGGUCAUACCGCUGGGUACCGGAAACGAUUUGGCUCGGUGUCUUCGGUGGGGAGGGGGCUACGAGGGCGAAAGUAUUCCUAAGAUAUUGGACAAGAUACAGCGCUCGUCGGUGGUGAUGCUGGACCGAUGGAGCAUAGAGGUGAAAAACCACCCGUCGACGGGGGAAGACACGCCACUAAUUCCGGCUCAUAAGGUACUACAGGUGACUCUUUCGGAGAAUGUACAAAAAGUGAUAGAACUCUCACAUAGGAUAAUAGUAGAAAAAUCUGUGAUUCAAUCGUACGACGAAACGAAAAAUAGUACAAAAACAACUGAAAUAUCGAUAGAGAACACGAAACGAGUCGUUCUGAGUGACAAUAACGGCACGGCCACGACGCAUCAGCACCAGCAGCACCAGCAGUCGUCCACCAUGAUGACAACUUCGAUGUCUUCCUCCUCGUCGAAGGAAAUUACUCAGCAAACAGUCAACACGACCAGCAACGGGGACGUUGGCAAAACCCUGCCGCCGCACUCGGAACCGGUCGUUAAUGGCACCAGCAGCCGAUGCCAAACGGAAGUCAUCAAUGGCAACGCUGACGGCGAUGAUUGCCCCUCCUCGGCCGUCGAAAGUAAAGACGUCGACGAUAACGACGAUAAGACACGCGCUGCUGCCCUUCAGCACGGCAACCAUCACCACAGCCAUAACCAUUCGGACGCGGUGAACCCGGCGGACGCAGAGCAGCACGAGAUUCCUGCCACGCCGACCACCCCGUCGGUUCCAACGGCCAGGGAGAAAGCGGUCGACCUGCCCAAGCUGAUGAAGCCGCAAGCCACGGCAUCGGAAUUCACCGUCCCCUACAAUAUCGUCAACAACUACUUCUCCGUGGGUGUGGACGCUGCCAUCUGUGUUAAAUUCCAUCUAGAGCGCGAGAAAAAUCCUCAUAAAUUCAACAGCCGGAUGAAGAACAAGCUGUGGUAUUUCGAAUACGCCACGUCGGAAACGUUCGCCGCAUCGUGCAAAAAUCUCCAUGAAAGUCUGGAAAUUGUGUGCGACGGUGUCUCGUUGGAGCUCGCCAACGGUCCCCAGCUGCAGGGCAUCGCGCUGCUCAACAUCCCGUACACCCACGGCGGUUCGAAUCUGUGGGGCGAAAAUCUGUCCCAGAAGCGGAUGCGCAAGGGCCCGUUCCGGAAAAAGUUGAAAAACUCGGACAAGGAGCUUUCGGCCAACAGCUUCAACUCGGUCGACCUGUCGAUUGCCAUUCAAGACAUUGGCGAUCGCCGGAUAGAGGUUAUUGGAUUGGAAAAUUGCCUGCACAUGGGUCAGGUGCGGACCGGGCUCAGAGCUUCCGGGCGGCGUUUGGCCCAGUGCAGCGAAGUGGUGCUGACAACGAAGAAAACUUUUCCCAUGCAAAUCGACGGCGAACCGUGGAGGCAGGGUCCGUGCACGAUUCGACUCACCCACAAAAACCAAGUCCCGAUGCUGAUGGGGCCCCGUUCGGAGAAAACUGGCGGCUUUUUCAACUUCCUCAAAAGAUGACUAUCGAAGAAGCCCGACACGGACAGCCCCUUGAACGAGGGCUAGCCAAGCGCCAGCCUCUCGGACGCGUAACGAUGACGCGGACGCUGAGAGGGAGGGAGGGAGCGACAGGCAGACCGACAUAUCCGGAUUAGGACUUCGAUGAUGGCGGUGGCAGAAACAACACAAACGAAGUGAAACUUUCGAACGGAAAAGCUUUAACUCGGAACCAACCAAGAAUCACAUUAAACUAAGGCAGGGGAGCAUGGGGGGAACACAAAGACACUCAUACACACAGUUCCUCCGAGGAGUUUUUAACCAUUCUAUUGAUAGCUGUAGCUUUCCUACAAGCAUUUACACAAAACACGAACUUCCUUCCGUACACACCUGUAUGAUACACCUUAGCUUUACAGCAGAAAUGACUUAAUUAAAACAAACACGAUUUCGUAUCGAAAUUCGUAAUAAAAGUUGUAGAACUAAUAAGUGAUAAUAAUAGUAGCAAAAGAAAAUCAACUAUUUAUUAAUAGAGAAGACACAAACUGUAGAACAUAAUUUGCACAUUUUAAAAUAAUUGAUAUGAUUAGCGAUUCCUGUUACUUCUAGUGGGCAUCAGGUGACGAAUAGGUUUAUGCUAUGCUUGGAUUUGAUCCCGCACGCUUAUUCGAGCGCAUCUCAUCUGAAGAAAAUGACCCAGCGAAGACUUCCUCUAUCCACAUGACAUUAAUAGCAGACACUUUUAGAUGUACUUCCCUACUUGAGGCUCAAGCAUCCAACGAAGGAUGCCAUGCUAUCGGAUAAUUAUCGCCAAAGGUCAAAACUCGUUAGUGCGCGGUGCAUAAAUUUACAACUUCGAAACGGAAUACCACUUUAUUAGAAGGUAGCAAGUAAUCUGUUAUUUUUGUAUUAUUCUGUAUAGUAAUUUUAAAUAAACCACUAUUUAACAUCUUG